Messenger RNA from Epinephelus fuscoguttatus (brown-marbled grouper), 1707 nucleotides. RefSeq names its product hatching enzyme 1.2-like. The transcript is spliced from 9 exons. Lineage: Eukaryota; Metazoa; Chordata; Actinopteri; Perciformes; Serranidae. Gene Ontology annotation, molecular function: metalloendopeptidase activity; zinc ion binding. The coding region runs from base 755 to 1600 and encodes 281 amino acids. Gene Ontology annotation, biological process: proteolysis. The record is from RefSeq and is a predicted model, not a curated record.
UGAGUCUCAGUUUGAUAUUGAGAACACGUAGGGUGAACAAAAUAACAAAUACUAUCCUGCAAAAGAUUUUAUUAUCUCAUACAAUACCUUUAAUAAAUACAUUUGUUAUAACAGGAGUUUAUUUAACUAUAUGGCCAUUUGUAGUGGUUUUUAAUAGACUGUAAAGUGAUCCUUUUAUGUUGUCUAUCUUAAUUGGGAGGGUGUGUUUCAUUACGCUGCACAGGUGCUGCUUUUGUGUGAGGCAUCAUACUCCAACUUCACCUGUGUAAUCAUAGUACAUAAAUAUGGUUUCAUUCAAGGGUUCAUGAUGACAGCAGAGGUCAACUGACACUCAUCACACUUUUUAGCAACCCAGUGUUAGAUGAAUACAGGCCAUGAAACAGUGACUUUUCCACAUGUUUCUGUCCCUGUAUAGUGGUAAAGGCAUCAAGUGUCCUUUUUCCCACCCACAGUGGUAUUGAGAUGUUUCUGUCUAUACACGUGUUCAAACCAUAUGUGACUGAUAAGCCUGUGAGUUUAGCUGAUUCUGGGCUUUCUUAGUACCCAGAUAAUCCAUAUUAGGGCUCACUGACGCAGUUGAACGUAUAUAAAAACCUGGAGUGAAACCUCGGCUGCACAAGUCCACACAGAGGAUCCAAGGUGAGUUCAGCUGCAGAUGUCUGCAGCACAGUGUGAUGGAGAAGUGUGCACGCUCUUUCAGCUGUCUUUGUUGGGGGGUUCAAACACUGUGUUUCCUCUGAGUGGAAGCUGAUUCAUGUCUGUGUCCUGCAGAUCUGCUGGUAUGGCUCGCAUGUCUGUUUUCAGGUUCUCAGCUCUGGCUCUGCUGCUGCUGUCUGCCUGCUGUUGGGCUGACAAUGAGGCAGAGGAGAUUGCAGAGGAGGACUUAGGGGAUCUGUCUGUCUCUGAACUUCUGGAGAGAGCCAACAGUAAUCUGCUCCGUUCUGAUGAUGGUCCCAUCCUGACUGAGGGAGACAUCGUCAUCGACAGCGAGACCGAGAGAAACGCCGACCCCUGCACCAGCCGUGGCUGCAAGUGGGGCAAAUACACUGACGGAAAGGUCUACAUUCCUUAUUACAUCGCCAGUCACUUCUCCUCCCGUGAGAAGGCCAUCAUCACCCGUGGACUGGAGUCCUUCUCUUCCUUCUCCUGCAUCCGCUUCAGGCCCAGCAGGAGCAGCGACCGCGACUGGCUGAGCAUCGAGUCCAAGGACGGCUGCUACUCCUACGUCGGCCGUCGUGGUGGUAAGCAGGUGGUGUCUCUGGCCCGUCGUGGAUGCCUCUACCAUGGAACCGUCCAGCACGAGCUGCUCCACGCUCUGGGCUUCAACCACGAACAGACCCGCAGUGACAGGGACAACCACAUCAAAGUCCUGCUGCAGAACGUUCAGUCUGGAAUGGAGCACAACUUCAGGAAGAUCGCCACCCUGAACCAGGGCACUCCCUACGAUUACAACUCUGUCAUGCAGUACCACAAGUACGCCUUCUCCAAGAACAACCAGCCCACCAUGCUCCCCAUCCCUAACAACAACGUGUCCUUUGGUAACGCUAAGGAGAUGAGUCGCAACGACAUCGCCAGGCUUAACACGCUCUACGGCUGCUAGGAAGCCCGUUCAGAUGUGUUGACAGACAGAUCAGAGGGAAGACUGAACAACAGAAGCUGCGGACUUCAACUCAUCAGCACACCAGUCAUGAUCAAACUAUAAAGUUA